AUGACCAUCACCUUCCCACCACUGUCCCUGCGAUGGUGUCCGCCGACCUCCUGGCUGUGGCUCCUGCCCCCACCGCUGGCUGUGCCGUGGAUGCGGAGUGAGAGCACGAAGGCUGCCCGGGGGUUGCCUCCACGGUGCAAAGGCAUCGACCUUGUGGAUCAUACAAAGUCGGCGACGAAGCCUAAACGGAAGCGCACGGGCUCGGACUCCAAGUCCGGGAAGCCUCGGCGCGCGCGCACCGCCUUUACCUACGAGCAGCUCGUGGCGCUGGAGAACAAGUUCAAGGCCACGCGCUACCUGUCGGUGUGCGAGCGCCUCAACCUGGCUCUGUCGCUCAGCCUCACCGAGACACAGGUCAAGAUCUGGUUCCAAAAUCGCCGCACCAAGUGGAAGAAGCAGAACCCGGGCGCCGACACCAGCGCACCGACGGGCGGCGGUGGGGGCGCAGGCCCCGGUCCCCCGGGCCCGCUGAGCCCGUCGCCGCCCAUGGGCGCGCCACUGGCCAUGCACGGUCCAGCCGCCUACCCUGCGCACGGGCCCGGCGGCCUGGUGUGCGCCGCGCAGCUGCCCUUCCUGUCCAGCCCGGCGGUGCUCUCGCCCUUCGUGCUGGGCUCUCAGACGUACGGCGCGCCCGCCUUCUACGCGCCGCACCUCUGA
Messenger RNA from Echinops telfairi (small Madagascar hedgehog), 657 nucleotides. It is a transcript of the gene NKX1-1, whose product is annotated as NK1 homeobox 1. The transcript has 2 exons. NCBI's taxonomy places the organism in Eukaryota, Metazoa, Chordata, Mammalia, Afrosoricida, Tenrecidae. Gene Ontology annotation, molecular function: RNA polymerase II cis-regulatory region sequence-specific DNA binding; DNA-binding transcription factor activity, RNA polymerase II-specific. The record is from RefSeq and is a predicted model, not a curated record. Gene Ontology annotation, biological process: regulation of transcription by RNA polymerase II; cell differentiation. Gene Ontology annotation, cellular component: nucleus. Bases 1 to 657 code for a protein of 218 amino acids.